Molecule: messenger RNA, 270 nt
Organism: Meloidogyne enterolobii
Lineage: Eukaryota; Metazoa; Nematoda; Chromadorea; Rhabditida; Meloidogynidae
Source: the annotation of a GenBank genome assembly
AUGACCAUUUGUGUUACUCCUGGUGUAGCACAUAUAAAAGAAUUAUCUUACUGUAUUUAUGUUGAAUACACUUCCGGACAUUUAAGACGAAAAACGGAUUUUGUUGGAACACAAGAAAUUGGGGCUUUAAAUGAUUGCAAAUUACAGAAAUUUAAAACUGAGGGGAAUAUAGAAAAUAUUCAAUUUAUUGUUGUUUGGAGUGAAAAUAUAUUUUUUGGGAAGGACGAUGUUUUGUAUGAGGUUGGAAAGAAAACUAGAAAAUAUUUUUAA